CAAUAAAUAAACGUCAAUGGCCUAAUGUCAAAUGUUCAAGCAAAUAAUUUUUAAAUUAUAAUAGACAAAGUAUGUAAAUUUAUUAUUAAAACACAAACUAUGCUUUAAUUAACAACAUAAUUAAUAUAUAAUUCCAACAAAUUAAAUUUAUAAUUCAAUUAUGUAUUGCAGAUUUAAAAUACGAUGCCUAGUUGGGACAAUGAGCAGAUCUUUGAGCUCCGCAGAGGUGUCCACUGCAUUAAGACCAUUCUAUUUUAGCGUACAUCCCGACUUAUUUGGAAAAUAUCCAGAACAAAGAAAAAUAAAUGAAAACUCACUACAAUUACUAAGUGCUUUAAUAGAAGCUCAGCAAUCUAGUAAAAACAUGGCUAUACCAGUUCUGCCAUUCUAUUUAAGACAGAAAGAUAUGCCAGAUGGUAAUUUCAAAUUAGUUAAAAUUCAUCUAAAUAGCAAAAAUGUUAGAGAAACAGUAGUUAAAGUUUUAAGUGCCUGUGAUAUAUCGACACAUUACAUAGAUAAAAUACCAAGAAGUCCAACUAAGUCUGACGGGAGUAAAAUUGAUUUUACGAGAGCAUAUGAAGAAUAUAAUAGGGACUUUCAAAAAGCCACAGAUAUGAAACAAAAAGUUGAAAAAAAGAAAGCAAUUACUAAUAUAAUAGACUGGGUGUAUGAAAACAGUGAUGAUGGUAAAGAAAAAUAUGAAUUGACAAGAGCGACAAGACAUCAAGUAACAACUCUUAUUGAAAAUCUCCGCAAAACAUAUGGUAUAAAAGAAGUUAAAUAUGAUAGUGGAUGGAAUAUAAGUCACAUAAGAGGUGCACUUCAAAGUCUCACAGCGAUGGCAUCUCAGUAUUCGAAGUACAUGGGCAAUUUAAAAGGCAGAACAAUUGCGUUAGGUCAAUUUACAGGUGUCAGCUUAGAUGGAGAUGUGUUCCUUAAUAUUAUUGAUGUUAGAAAUGAAUGGCUAUCACUCAUCAAAAAGGUUGAUCAAGAAGACACUGCCUUAACAGAGAUUCCAAAUUAUGAGAAAGCUCUUUCUAGUAUACUUAGAGAUAUACACAUUUGUAGAAGAAAGUUCAUGCCAAAAGUAUCAGCAGCACAAUACUGUAGCCAUCUUAGGCAAUUGAUUACUUCCAUUGGGGAUUUUUAUGGUAAUGGAAAGAAAAUUCCAGAAUCUGUACCCGAAUCUCUAAACAAAUAUGAAAUCGUUGUUGAACCUGAAGCAGGCCCUUUGAUGGUUUCGCCAACUGGUCAGUUCAUAACGCCGUCGUCGUGCCCUGCAGAUGAACUUAUACCGUUUAUCGCUAAACAUCUCGACGAGGCUACUUUACUUCUCACAGAAUAUAGCAUAAAUAAACAUAUAGAAAAGGCAUUAUGCAAAGAAGUUAAGGAAAGAUUUGGAUUAAUAGAUCUUAAUAAAGAUGACAGCAUAACCCCGGGACUCAUGAUUCUUUGUUGCCAAAGACUUCUCACUCGAAUUGACAAACUCGAAAUGAAAUUGCGUGGAAAUAUUAUUUAUGUGACCCACUAUUAUUCAGUGUUGUCCGAAGGCGUGCUAUGCAUACCAUGGAAUUUUAAAUAAAUAUGUGAAUACAAAUGUACGUUCAAACAAGCUACAAACAAAAUAGGAAAGAUAAAAUGAACUUAUUCACAGAAUAAAAAUUGUAUUUUUUUUUUUUUUUUUUAUCGUAGUAGUUAUUAGUCUUAGUAUAUGAUAUGAUAAAAUAUUAAUAAAUAAUGAAAGUUCCCGAAAAUAUACAACAGAAAGUGCAAUUCAUUUUUGUCAGUAUAUUAAUUUUUAAUUAUCAUAUCGAUUCCUAAUAAUAUUUAUUGCAUUGUUUUAAACAUAGACAAAAUACUCUAAUAAUAAGUUUUGGAUAUUGAACUUAAUUUAUUAAAAAAGGGAACUUUAGAUGUUAUAUUUAUGUACAAAGUAUGAAUAAACAUUAUUAUUGAAA
This is a messenger RNA of Nymphalis io (European peacock), 1958 nucleotides long. RefSeq names its product T-cell activation inhibitor, mitochondrial. The record is from RefSeq and is a predicted model, not a curated record. Gene Ontology annotation, cellular component: mitochondrion. Bases 161 to 1582 code for a protein of 473 amino acids. NCBI's taxonomy places the organism in Eukaryota, Metazoa, Arthropoda, Insecta, Lepidoptera, Nymphalidae. The transcript is spliced from 13 exons.